AUGACUCACGCCGCUCAAAUGCAUCAGCCCGCUGAGAACAUGCAGUCCAUGUUUCCAGCGGACUCUGGUGGGAUAGAUAACAUGGCCAGUGAGACUCAUGUCGACUCUUACCGGUCGCUGGAUCCCGCUCGUGCCUCACUUGAGGAUUACAACCGGUCUAUGCUGCAAUAUACUCAGCGUCAAAUGUCUUCCUUUGUUGACACGGAUGACUCUCACCGUGGCAACGGCUCGAGCAGUCGCAGCAGCCAAAGCAGUGGCCAAAGUGGUCGCAGCAGUGCCUCGAGUGGCAGCAAUAGCAGCAGUCAAUCUCACGGACCUCCCACCUCUGUCAACAAUGCAGCUCACCUUGCCGGCGCCAAGGUCAGUUCUCGUGACAUGGCCGGGACUAAUACCGUCAGGUACUAA
Penicillium paradoxum is the source of this 405-nucleotide messenger RNA. RefSeq lists its product as uncharacterized. The transcript has a single exon. The record is from RefSeq and is a predicted model, not a curated record. NCBI's taxonomy places the organism in Eukaryota, Fungi, Ascomycota, Eurotiomycetes, Eurotiales, Aspergillaceae. Bases 1 to 405 code for a protein of 134 amino acids.